Messenger RNA from Rubroshorea leprosula, 1053 nucleotides. Lineage: Eukaryota; Viridiplantae; Streptophyta; Magnoliopsida; Malvales; Dipterocarpaceae. The record is from the annotation of a GenBank genome assembly.
AUGCAAUUUAUCCUUUUGGCUUUCAAAUGGGGCUUUCUUGGGUUUCCCGAUUCUUCUUUUUCUUUUUUGUUUGACUUCCUUUUUCAUUUCGAUUUCUUUUUUUUCUACGGAUAGGCCCUUUUGAUUCGGUGUUGGGUUGGUUGCUCUUUUGGUUUCUUCUUUUUGCAAGUAGACCCUUUCCGACUUCGUGUUGCGUUGGUUGCGCCUACCAUGGCUACUGAUCCUUCUGCUUCUGGCUUUUUGCCAAUUUCGGCUUUUGCUGAUGGUGUGGGUACUCCAUUGUCUUCUUCUUUGUCUGAGUUUUUUGAUGUUUUCUGUCUUCCCCGUAAUGCAGAUGGGAAGUUUGUUGUGAAAGGUGCUUCAUGCCAUGUGGAGAGGGAUCCUGUGAUUCCUUCUAUCUUUAGAGGUUCCUUUGGUUUCUUCUUCGAAGGGUGGAAGGGUUGUCCUCCCUUUAGGCUCGACAAAGGUGUUUUGUGAUCUUGAUAAGGUGUCUUGGGUCACAAGUAGUUGUGAUGCGGAUGAGAUUUAUAAAGAGAAUCUUGAUGGAUCCGUAGGUUUUUCCUUAAUAUCCUAUGCGUUGCGCAGCAUUUCAAUGCCUUCCUUCUAAUAUGUGUGUCUACAAGGAUCAAUUUGCAUGCAGGUUGCAUUUUCUUUUGCAUUUUUUUAUCCUUAAAAUCUGUGACGGAUUUUCCAUUAGUCUACCCCAAUUGGCUCCUCGUGCUAUUGUUGAUUUGUUUAGGAUGCGGGAGAGAAGUAAGGAUUUGUUGAACCUCUGUGAAUUUUGCUUUGGAGAAGUCCAUUUCGGAUCUAAGGGUGCAGGUUUCCUCUCGUCAAGCUUUGUCUUCCUCUGUUAUUUAGUCUUCUAAGGAGUCUUCUAAGGGUAGAGCCUUCGCUCUUUCUGGUAGCUUGGGCUACUUCAAUCUUGCUGUCAAGCUCAUCAAGAUGUUGCUGUGGAGGCUUAAGUUGAUCCAAAGUUAGAGAAAAUUUAUGAUUAAGGUCCAUCGUAUGUUCAGCUAGGUAAAUCUCUGGUUGAAGUAAAGGAAAGAUUGAGCA